This is a messenger RNA of Bactrocera latifrons, 3618 nucleotides long. RefSeq lists its product as uncharacterized. NCBI's taxonomy places the organism in Eukaryota, Metazoa, Arthropoda, Insecta, Diptera, Tephritidae. Gene Ontology annotation, biological process: synapse organization. The transcript has 7 exons. The coding region runs from base 346 to 2892 and encodes 848 amino acids. The record is from RefSeq and is a predicted model, not a curated record. Gene Ontology annotation, cellular component: neuron projection membrane.
CAGAUGCACCGUUUCGCGCGGUAAAUAACAGUCCUUGCCAUACAAAAAUAAAUAAACUACUGAUAACUGAAUAUAUGCAAACAUAGUAAUUCGUCCGUAAUUUUCAGUUGCUUAUACGACACGUUGUCCCGUAAUACUGAUUGAAACUAUGACCAAAGAAGCAAUUAGUGUAAACAUAACAUCAACUGAGAGUGUGAACUUUGCGGUUUAAUUAGCGAAGUGGCGUCACGAAGGCGAUACAUUUUUUAGCGACUAUUUUGUUAAACCGAGUGACGAUAUAUAGCAGCAGACAUUAAUUACUUCAUACUUCCAAACCAAUAUAAAGAUUUAAUUUACUUGAAAGGUAUGAAUACUUCUAACUGGAGGAUUAUAUUCUGUAUUUUAGUAAUCAUCCCAGGUUCGACAUUGAAUGUUAUCGAGAGGGCAGCAGGGACGGCCGAAAAAGCCGUUUCAACUACUUCAAUACCGCUAGUAUUAAAACCAGUCAUGCCAGCUAAUAUGGAAGUAAAGAUAGAUACUAACAGUUUAAAAACGUAUCGAAAAGCUAAAGAAAUUUCUAUAGCCACAACCUCCCGCGCAAUGAAUGCGGAAGAGUCGACGACAGUGCCAAAGCUAACGCGGCAAUUAAGUUUGGAUAAAGGAGUGAAAGUAAAGCCAUCACUGACAUCAUUAACAAUGAAACGGCAAGAAAAAGAAGAAUUAUUUCGUCUUCAAGGCCUUCAAAGAAACAUACAUAAAGCGUCUGCGGAUGUUAAAUUUUCUAAUAUCCCUACAAAAACAUUAACUAAAACAUCAAUAAACAAUACGACAAACGGAUCUUUAAGUUUGACAGAGACUGUCCGAAAGCUCAGAGAAUCAGCAACAGAAAUGACAUUGRAAACAAUUGUGAUCAUAAGAAAUUCAUCAGCAAAAGUGGCAUCUGCUACGAAAGUGCUGACAUCUCCAUCUCCAACGCUAUCAGAGGUCGAAUUGUUUCCGUUAUCUAGUAUAAAUAACGAAUACGAACAACAGAAUCACGAUAAUACGACCCAUAUCAGACAUCCCUAUAGAGAUAACAAUAUUAAAAAUAAAGAUAAAUGUAAUUACAAUUACGACUACAAGAAAGAGUCAUUGGUUCGAAAAGCUGAUGACGAAAACCGCAUUGUAGAUGAACAUGACAUCAAAGAUAUUUGUAGCCUAUAUCAACAUGUACUACAGACACUACAACGUCACACUUCCCCCCUACUGCGGACCCAGCCUCAGAGAGAAAGCCCGCACAGCAAUGACUACCACUUAAACAAUAGCAAUAGCAAUUCGCUGAAACAGCAAACACAUUCAGUGAGAAAAAUUCGUCAACAACGUACUCGUCAAGUGAAGCAGCAACAAUUAAAUAUAACAACAAUCCCUGUUAGAGCAGCGAAAGUUGUGCCAGAAACCGAAAGCGAUUUGAUCGGMAAUGACACCGACUUUAAAAUAACCGUGGUGUUUUCCAACCAAACAGUGAAAGAUAUAAAUGGUCCGUCACGAAAUUCGAACAUUAUGCCGAAGAUUCUGACAACUAGACCUUAUUCGGACACAACAAUGGUAACAUUAGAAGUCAAUAACCAAGAAAUUUUACACACCACAACAAAAGAGUUUUCGGUAUCACCAAAAAAAACGAAAGCAAAGACGAAUCGACCUUCUCUAACAACAACACCACGGCCUAUUCCAUCCAUCGACGACCACCAGACAGUGAUCAGUCAGGCUGGCACACAUGCCUAUCUCCCCUGUAAUGUGAAGCAGAUCCUGAGAAAACCGAUAUCCUGGUUACGAAUGCGAGAUGGACACAUUUUAACAGUUGAUMAGACGACUUUCAUAGCUGACCAAAGAUUCCAGCCAAUUUUCGCACCGAAACCUGAUCGUUGGUCGCUACAAAUUAAAUAUGUUCAACUUAAAGACGAAGGUACCUAUGAAUGUCAGGUAUCUACGGAGCCAAAGUYGAGUGCCAUCGUCACAUUGCGGGUAGUUGAACCGAAAACGGAAUUAAUUGGUGAACCCACACAACACGUCAAGGCUGGUAGUCAAGUGAAGCUGCGUUGCAUAAUUAGCCAGGCAUUGGACCCGCCAGUUUUUAUUAAUUGGUUCCACAAUCAUAAGCAGAUUUAUUUGCAUAGCCGAAGGGCUUGGCGCACGGAAAUCGAACACAUCGAAUGGCCUAUUCACGAUUUCUCAACGACAGCAACAACAUCAACAGCCCAAGGCGAUAGUGCAACAACAACUACUCCGCCAAUAGAUGCUGCUGCAGACUCAUCAGCAAMGUCGAAAGCRUCAGUCAUGCUCUUGGCUACCAACUUUGGAAAUGAAGAAAACAGUGCACAAACGACAGUCAGGGACGUAGAAUUGACAACAGGAACGCCCUCGACCACUUUACCAAUUUCUCGAUUAGGUACAGACGUCCCGACGGACUUAGCGGACAGCGACGGCGGCUUUGAUUUUGGCACAGAUAACUCCCCUUUCUCCCUCCUCCCCACCGAAGCGGCGGCAAUGGACACCGUGUCCGCAGUAGUGCCAACCAAAGUAAAAACGACUCAUUUUCCGACAACUACAUUAACAAUAACCACAACGAUUACAAUGUUGGCAGCAGUGAAAGUACGAGAAGUAACGGCUGCAUCUUUAAUAAUACCAUCCGUGGAGAAAAAGGAUUCUGGCAAUUACACUUGCAGCCCRUCUAACAGUGCUCCCAAAACACUUGUCCUUCACGUGCUGAAUGGCGAGUACUCGGCAUCGGCGAUAACGUCUGGUGUUAAUGAUAGAAUUAUUAUUACAAACCAAUAUAAGUGGCGAGAAACACUCUUAGCUCUGAUAAUUUGGCAGUGGCACCAAAAAUUCACAGCAUUUUUACGCAAUUGCGAAUACUUUUAUCGGACAGAAUGAUGGAUACACGUACACUCCACUAACCCCUGUUGAAUAACAAAGMCAGAGUAUAAGAUUUAAUCGAAUUAAGGGAUAUUCACAGAGAAUAAUAUCAAUGAGGCAAAUAGCAUACAAUAUGCAUUUUGGUAAUAACUAGUAACCUCAUCGUUUAAUUAAUAYGUAAAGGGAAUUGAUUUUCGCUUCUGAAGACAUUGAAUAAUAAUAAUAAUAAAAGGAAAAUAAAAUAGAAAGGAAAAAAAAAUUGAUCUUAUAAACAUAUCUAAUAUAAAUCAGUAACGGCACUCAAAUGUCUUCCACCUUGGAAAGAAAUUGUAUCUAAUCGCUUUUUUCCAAUUUGUAAACAUGAUUUAUGGUUUCUAUUUUAUAUUGUAGAGCUUCGACUGAUUGUAAAUAUAGAAAAUUGUAUAUAAAACAUUGUCAAGUAAAAUAAGUUUAGACUGAAAUUUUAAAUAAUAUUUUAUUACAAUUUAUAAUGCAAUGCGAUUUCAAGAUUAUUUUCUCAAAUGAGAAAAAUUAAUCGUUAAAAUAAUGAUAUUUAUAGAACAUUCACCAUAUUUGUCAAGCAGGGAGAAAAAACUUACAUUUCUAAGUAUACGAUCAUAAUUAAAAAUGGUUAAAAGCAGGAGAGGUAUGUUUGUUAUCCACAGUCACACUGCCAAUAAUGUGUUUAUGCCACAUUUUAUUAAGAGAAAGCUAUAAAUAAAAAUUAGAAAGCAGAUAAAUUGA